Penicillium roqueforti is the source of this 273-nucleotide messenger RNA. RefSeq lists its product as uncharacterized. Bases 1 to 273 code for a protein of 90 amino acids. Lineage: Eukaryota; Fungi; Ascomycota; Eurotiomycetes; Eurotiales; Aspergillaceae. The transcript is spliced from 3 exons. The record is from RefSeq and is a predicted model, not a curated record.
AUGAAGCUCACUAUUUUCUUCCCGCUGGCUGCGUUCCUGUCAUGGACCGUCGCUGAUCCUCUGGAUGAUGCCAGUCCCUGCCUUAUUCGUUGUCUCAACGAAGCCUCUGCAGUAGCAGGCUGUCUCUCCUCUAUUGACUACAAGUGCACUUGCCCAAGCCCAGCGUUCAAGGAUACGCUCGGUACCUGUUUGAAGGUUUCUUGUACUGCGGCAGACUUGACAGUUGCUGGAGAAUUGCACAAGAAACGUUGUGGUGGGUCGCCGCCUCAGUAA